CGAGGAAAGGUGGAGCACGUGACCCAUUUCGUCGAAUUGUGUUUUAAAAUUCAGAGCGCGCGCCUGGUCCAAGCGAAACGCCGGAGGAACCGAUAACCCGCUUCACCGCAAACAGUCUGCCUCUGCGUUAUUAAUAAACCCUGGAACAUAAGCACAAUGUCCGAAGAAAAGCCAAAGGAGGGAGUGAAGACGGAGAACGACCACAUUAACCUCAAGGUAGCUGGUCAGGAUGGGUCAGUCGUACAGUUCAAAAUCAAAAGGCACACCCCGCUCAACAAACUCAUGAAGGCAUACUGCGAAAGACAGGGAUUGUCAAUUCGUCAGAUACGGUUUAGGUUUGAUGGACAACCAAUUAAUGAAACGGACACGCCGUCACAGCUGGAGAUGGAGGAUGAGGACACUAUUGAUGUAUUUCAACAACAGACAGGAGGAGUUUCUUCUUAAAUCGGAUGUGGACUCUUGGAAGAACAUCCACAUCAUUUUUUUCUUGUUGUAUUUGUUUUCUCUUAAUCCUCCCCUCCCUCUACUGUGCUUGGUCAGGCUGUUCACAACAUAAAAUAAGGUUUUUCAUUUGGGGCCAAAUCCUAACUUUGAGAUGCAGGGUAAUUUUUAAAAAGUGUUUUAUUCACAUUAAUGGAUGAUUUGAAAUUGUCCAAGGCAGGGACACGUCUCCGAUAGAUAUGGCUUGUAAUAAAGAAGAACAAAUAACCCACUGUGAUCUUUUGAUGUUGAAAUGACCUCAUGCAUGUCCCAUAAACCAUGAGAUUAAUUACAUGCCAAAAUCCUUUUUCCUUUUUUGUUUAUGUUUUUGAGAUUGUUGGGAGCAUAUAAAUUCAGGGUGGGCGCAACUAUUUUUAAUUCAAGUACUUGGAGGAAUACUGCUAGAUGGUGGCCUUUGGUAGUGGGGAAAGACAUGGCAACUUUCACUUUGAGGAAUUUUUUUUUAAGCAACAUCCAAAAUAAUUUGUAUUUCUGCCCAAGAAAAAACUUUGUGCUGAGAAAGAUCCAUAUGGAUGAUGUACCUCAAUACUGUCACGCUUGACUCAUUCGUAAAUAAAGUACAGUGAUGUUUCUGGACCAAAAAGUUAAAUGAAGUGUUCUUUUAUAAAAGGCUUUGGUUAAUAUAUAAUAUGUAGAUAUAAAGGGUUACAGUGACUGUCGCACAGCAGAACAGUUCUCUUAAUGUGUUACUUUCUUUCUGCCUUUUCAGGACAUCAGAAAACAAAUAAUUCACCAUAACCAGUCCAGAAAUGGAGUGUACCAUCUGCGGUUAUAUAUUUCUUUGCGUGCAUAAAUAUAUAUUGAGUCAAUGUGUUGCCAAUUUGAAUACAAUUGUCCAACAUCUAUCCCAACUAUUCUUAGUUCGGUUGACUCUUGUGUUUUGGUAAGUAGAACUCUUGUUUUAUAAGAAUGUCCUUCAUUUUUGUGUCUUCAUUUGUUAGUUUUGCAGGGUGACAUUGGCAGAUACCCCCCACACACACACACAUUUUUGUUUUGGGAUUUGUACAUUAUUGUCCCUAUACUGUAUACAAUAAAUAUAGUUUGAUACUCA
This is a messenger RNA of Pseudoliparis swirei, 1552 nucleotides long. It is a transcript of the gene sumo3b, whose product is annotated as small ubiquitin like modifier 3b. Gene Ontology annotation, cellular component: nucleus. Bases 157 to 444 code for a protein of 95 amino acids. The record is from RefSeq and is a predicted model, not a curated record. Gene Ontology annotation, biological process: protein sumoylation. The transcript has 4 exons. Lineage: Eukaryota; Metazoa; Chordata; Actinopteri; Perciformes; Liparidae. Gene Ontology annotation, molecular function: ubiquitin-like protein ligase binding; protein tag activity.